Coregonus sp. 'balchen' is the source of this 18223-nucleotide messenger RNA. NCBI's taxonomy places the organism in Eukaryota, Metazoa, Chordata, Actinopteri, Salmoniformes, Salmonidae. The record is from the annotation of a GenBank genome assembly.
AUGACAUCCAGGAAGAAAGUGCUCCUGAAAGUCAUCAUCCUUGGGGAUUCUGGGUAAGUCACCGAAUAUUUGUGUUCUCUUCCUGUUUGACCACAGUGUUUCGUCUUCCACUUUGAUCAGAGACUGCUGUUUGGGUAUUCCAGAUUCAUUAGAAACUACAGUCUACCACAGUCUUCCUGUACAACCAGACUGCUGUUGGUUGGUUGUCCCACACAUUUACAGGUAACUGCUUAAAUAAAGGAAACACUCGAGUAAAUGAGGGGUACAAAGUAUAUUGAAAGCAGAUGCUUCCACACAGGUGUGGUUCCUGAGUUAAUUAAGCAAUUAAAACAUCCCGUCAUGCUUAUGUAUACUGGUCAUGUAUACAAAUGCCCAGUUGCCCAUUAUUUUGGCUACCAUGGCUAGAAGAAGAGAUCUCAGUGACUUUGAAAGCGGGGUCUCAAAGGAGCAUAGGGGGUUUAAAGGGUGUGUGUGUGUGUGUCUGUCUCAGUCACCAGAUCCCAACCCAAUUGAACACUUAUGGGACAUUCUGGAGCGGCGCCUGAGACCGCAUUUUCCACCACCAUCAACAAAACACCAAAUUAUGGAAUUUCUUGUGGAAGAAUGGUGUCGCAUCCCUCCAAUUGAGUUCCAGACACUUGUAGAAUAUAUGCCAAGGUGCGUUGAAGCUUUUCUGGUGCCUCAUGGUGGCCCAACGCCCUAUUAAGACCCUUUAUUUUGCUGUUUCCUUUAUUUUGGCAGUUACCUGUAUGUCUCCAUUUGAUUUAUGACAGUGUACUUUCUAUUUCACUUUCCCUCCACCCCCCUCUCACACUGUGUAAUCUGAUGCUGCUCUAUUCUCAUUGUGUCACUGCAUGCUCAGCACUGCAGAGGAGAACUAGAGAGCGUGAGUGUCCACAGAAUUGCAUCAGAGCACCUCUGAUGGGGUUUUAAUGGUAUCUGAUCUCUCAUACAUAAUCAGAGUUCGCAGCUGAACAUUGUAUGCUGGAAAACACUCUGUUUGUUAUUUUUGAUUAAAACAAAAACGCUAUUCAUAAAUACGAAUACAGAACUUGUUUUUGCUUGGAUUCCACAACGCGGUUAGCUUUUAACAUCUAGGACCGCUAUUUCUUGUCCCGGAAUCCCGCUUAAGAGACAGGUUGAAGCCUGCUUGACAGAGAGGCUAAGCUGCUAGCCAUCAAGCUAACAAAGUUGGUACCAGAUGAGUUUUGCAAUGGAGCCCUCUUUGUCUGGAGAACUAAAUGAACGGUUCCAGCGCUGUAGGAGCUGUAUCUAUUACGCUUCGCUUCGGGACAAACCAGAUCACUUGGAGUUCCAAUGCGGCAAUUGUUUACUUGCCGAGGAUUAUAGGCUUGAGGUGGCCAGCCUACGUAAGAAACUGGGGAAAACGCAGAGUGGAAUGUUUACAUUUUCUACGCCGGUGGCUGGACGGCGUUCGCGCUUGUUGGAUGCAUCUCCGCCUUGUCGUUUGUUAUUAUCCAACUGGCCGGUGUUGCCCGGAGCGCCCCCAUCUGAUAGCGCCGUCAAAGGAGCACAGCAUGAGGAGAAAGGCAAUCAACGAUGGUCGCAUGUUACGAGCCGUGGAAGGCGAAGACAGCGACCUCCCGCAAAGCAAGCCCAGCUCAGCUAAUCCCUACCAUUGUGACGCAGAGUUGUCAAAAUGCUUCAGAAAAUGUACAUUACACAAGGGGCGUCGGUAGACACAAUAUAAGUAACCUAAUUUAUGUCCCUCUAACUGCCCUGAAUGCCUCUGCUGAUCCUACAGCUAUUGUAUGCAGCAAUCAUGUGCCAAAGAACCAGAUUUAUAUUGUUAGCACUGAGCCUGUGUGCCCUAGGAGGAAGUCCACUGUGUGCAGCUCACCCUGCACUAACAUAAAGAACAUGAGCACAUCUACUGCUGCUAAGCUUCCCAGUAAAGCAAUAAAAACAAGUAAGCAUCGCAGAAGAAAAGUGCUCAAAAUAGCCCACAUUAACAUAUGUAGCUUAAGAAACAAGGUUCAUGAAAUCAAUAAUCAAUAACAGAUUACAUUCAUAUUCUGACUAUCUCUGAAACUCACUUAGAUAAUACAUUUGAUGAUACAGUGGUAGCAAUACAAGGUUAUAACAUUUACAGAAAAUAUAGAAAUGCCAAUGGUGGAGGUGUUGCUGUUUAUUUUCAGAAACACGUUCCUGUGAAGAUUAGAGAGGAUCUCAUGUUAAAUACUGUUUAAGUAAUAUGGCUACAGGUUCAUCUGCCUCACCUAAAGCCCAUUCUGGUGGGAAGCUGCUAUAGACCACCAAGUGCUAACAGUCAGUAUCUGGAUAAUGUGUGAAAUGCUUGAUAAUGUACAGUUGAAGUCGGAAGCUUACAUACACCUUAGCCAAAUACAUUUAAACUCAGUUUUAUCCACAAUUCCUGACAUUUAAUCCUAGUAAAAAUUCCCUGUCUGAGGUCAGUUAGGAUCACCACUUUAUUUUAAGAAUGUGAAAUGUCAGAAUAAUAGUAGAGAGAAUGAUUUAUUUCAGCUUUUUAUUUAUUUAAUCACAUUCCCAGUGGGUCAGAAGUUUACAUACACUCAAUUAGUAUUUGGUAGCAUUGCCUUUAACUUGGGUCAAACAUUUCGGGUAGCCUUCCACAAGCUUCACACAAUAAGUUGGUUGAAUUUUGGCCCAUUCCUCCUGACAGAGCUGGUGUAACUGAGUCAGGUUUGUAAGUCUCCUUGCUCGCACACGCUUUUUCAGUUCUGCUCACACAUUUUCUAUAGGAUUGAGGUCAGGGCUUUGUGAUGGCCACUCCCAAUACCUUGACUUUGUAGUCCUUAAGCCAUUUUGCCCCAACUUUGGAAGUAUGCUUGGGGUCAUUGUCCAUUUGGAAGACCCAUUUGCGACCAAGCUUUAACUUCCUGACUGAUGUCUUGAUGUUGCUUCAAUAUAUCCACAUCAUUUUUCUUCCUCAUGAUGCCAUCUAUUUUGCACCAGUCCCUCCUGCAGCAAAGCACCCCCACAGCAUGAUGCUGCCACCCCCGGGCUUCACGGUUGGGAUGGUGUUAUUUGGCUUGCAAGCCACCCCCCUUUUCCUCCAAACAUAACGAUGGUCAUUAUGGCCAAACAGUUCUAUUUUUUUUUCAUCAGACCAGAGGACAUUUCUCCAAAAAGUACGAUCUUUGUCCCCAUGUGCAGUUGCAAACCAUAGUCUGGCUUUUUUAUGGCGGUUUUGGAGCAGUGGCUUCUUCCUUGCUGAGCGGCCUUUCAGGUUAUGUCGAUAUAGGACUCGUUUUACUGUGGAUAUAGAUAUUUUUGUACCCGUUUCCUCCAGAAUGGAUUGAUUUGCACUUUUCGCACCAAAGUACGUUCAUCUCUAGGAGACAGAACGCGUCUCCUUCCUGAGCGGUAUGACGGCUGCAUGGUCCCAUGGUGUUUAUACUUGCAUACUAUUGUUUGUACAGAUUAACGUGGUACCUUCAGGCGUUUGAAAAUUGCUCCCAAGGAUGAACCAGACUUGUGGCAAUAAGUGCAUCGAUGACGUCGUCCCUACAGUGACCGUACGUACAUACCCCAACCAGAAACCAUGGAUUACAGGCAACAUCUGCACUGAGCUAAAGGGUAGAGCUGGCGCUUUCAAGGAGCGGGACUCUAACCCAGACGCUUAUAAGAAAUCCCGCUAUGCCCUCCGACGAACCAUCAAGCAGGCAGAGUCAAUACAGGACUAAGAUUGAAUCGUACUACACCGGCUCUGACGCUCGUCGGAUGUGGCAGGGCUUGAAAACUAUUACAGUCUACAAAGGGAAGCACAGCCGCGAGCUGCCCAGUGACACAAGCCUACCAGACGAGCUAAACCACUUCUAUGCUCGCUUUGAGGCAAGCAACACUGAAGCAUGCAUGAGAGCACCAGCUGUUCCGGAUGACUAUGUGAUCACGCUCUCCGUAGCCGAUGUGAGUAAGACUUUUAAGCAGGUCAACAUUCACAAGGCCGCAGGGCCAGACGGAUUACCAGGAUGUGUACUCCGAGCAUGUGCUGACCAACUGGCAAGUGUCUUCACUGACAUUUUCAACAUGUCCCUGACUGAGUCUGUAAUACCAACAUGUUUCAAGAAGACCACCAUAGUCUCCGUGCCCAAGGACACUAAGAUAACCUGCCUAAAUGACUACCGACCCGUAGCACUGACAUCUGUAGCCAUGAAGUGCUUUGAAAGGCUGGUCAUGGCUCAUAUCAACACCAUUAUCCCAGAAACCCUAGACCCACUCCAAAUUGCAUACCGCCCCAACAGAUCCACAGAUGAUGCAAUCUCUAUUGCACUCCACACUGCCCUUUCCAACCUGGACAAGAGGAACACCUACAUGAGAAUGCUAUUCAUUGACUACAGCUAAGCGUUCAACACCAUAGUGCCCUCAAAACUCAUCACUAAGCUAAGGAUCCUGGGACUAAACACCUCCCUCUUUGCAACUGGAUCCUGGACUUCCUGUCGGGCCACACCCAGGUGGUAAGGGUAGGUAACAACACAUCUGCCCCGCUGAUCCUCAACACGGGAGACUCAGGGGUGCGUGCUCAGUCCCCUCCUGUACUCCCUGUUCACCCAUGACUGCAUGGCCAGGCAUGACUCCAACACCAUCAUUAAGUUUGCUGACGACACAACAGUGGUAGGCCUGAUAACUGACAACGAUGAGACAGCCUAUAGGGAGGAGGUCAGAGACCUGGCCGUGUGGUGCCAGGAUAACAACCUCUCCCUCAACGUGACCAAGACAAAUGAGAUGAUUGUGGACUACAGGAACAAAAAGAGGACUGAGCACGCCCCUGUUCUCAUUGACGGGGCUGUAGUGGAACAGGUUGAGAGCUUCAGGUUCCUUGGUGUCCACAUCACCAACAAACUAUCAUGGUCCAAACACACCAAGACAGUCGUGAAGAGGGCACGACAAAGCCUAUUCCCCCUCAGGAGACUGAAAAGAUUUGGCAUGAGUCCUCAGAUCCUCAAAAAGUUAUACAGCUGCACCAUCGAGAGCAUCCUGACUGGUUGCAUCACCGCCUGGUAUGGCAACUGCUCGGCCUCCGACCGCAAGGCACUACAGAGGGUAGUGCGUACGGCCCAGUACAUCACUGGGGCCAGGACCUCUAUACCAGGCUGUGUCAGAGGAAGGCCCUCAAAAUUGUCAAACUCCAGCCACCAUAGACUGUUCUCUCUGCUACCGCACGGCAAGCGGUACCGGAGCGCCAAGUUUAGGUCCAAAAGGCUUCUCAACAGCUUCUACCCCCAAGCUAUAAGACUCCUGAACAGCUAAUCAUGGCUACCCAGACUAUUUGCACUGCCCCCCCACCCCCACCCCAUCUUUUUACGCUGCUGCUACUCUGUUAAUUAUUUAUGCAUAGUCACUUUAACUCUACCCACAUGUACAUAUUACCUCAACUACCUCAACUAGCCGGUGCCCCCGCAAAUUGACUCUGCACCGGUACUGUUAUUUUAUUUUACUUCUGUUCUUUGUUUCUCAACACGUUUUUGUUGUUGUUUUUUUAUUUUACUUUUUUAUUAAAAAAUAAAUGCAUUGUUGGUUAAGGGCUGUAAGUAAGCAGUUCACGGUAAUGUCUACACUUGUUGUAUUCGGCGCAUGUGGCAAAUAAAAAUUGAUUUGAUUUACAAAAAAGAAUUGGAUUUCUUUUGAUUUUCCCAUGAUGUCAAGCAAAGAGGCAGUGAGUUUGAAGGUAGGCCUUGAAAUACAUCCACAGGUACACCUCCAAUUGACUCAAAUGAUGUCAAUUAGCCUAUCAGAAGCUUCUAAAGCCAUGACAUAAUUUUCUGGAAUUUUCCAAGUCAACUUGGUGUAUGUAAACUUCUGACCCACUGGAAUUGUGAUACAGUGAAUUAUAAGUGAAAUAAUCUGUCUGUAAACAAUUGUUGGAAAAAUUACUUGUGUCAUGCACAAAGUAGAUGUCCUAACCGACUUGCCAAAACUAUAGUUUGUUAACAAGAAAUGUGUGGAGUGGUUGAAAAACUAGUUUUAAUGACCUAAGUGUAUGUAAAUCUCCGACUUCAACUGUAUGUGAUAUCAAUAGAGAGGUAUACUUUCUGGGUGAUUUUAAAUAUUGACUGGCUUUCAUCAGGCUGCCCACUCAAGAGAAAGCUUCAAACUGUAACCAGUGCCUGCAACCUGGUUCAGGUUAUCAGUCAACCUACCAGGGUAGUUACAAACAGUACAGGAAUUAAAUAAUCAACAUGUAUUGAUCAUAUCUUUACUAAUUCUGCAGAGAUUUGUUUGAAAGCAGCAUCCAAAUCCAUUGGAUGUAGUGAUCACAAUAUAGUAGCCAUAUCUAGGAAAACCAAAGUUCCAAAGGCUGGGCCUAAUAUUGUGUAUAAGUCAUACAAUUAGUUUUGUAGUGAUUCCUAUAUUGUUGAUGUAAAGAAUAUAUGUUGGUCCGUGGUGUGUAAUGAGAAGCAAACAGACACUGCACUUGACACAUUUAUGAAAUUGUUUAUUCCAGUUACUAAUAAGCAUGCACCCAUUAAGAAAAUGACUGUAAAAACUGUUAAAUCCCAGUGGAUUGAUGAGGAAUUGAAAAAUUGUAUGGUUGAGAGGGAUGAGGCAAAGGGAAUGGCAAAUAAGUCUGGCUGCACAACAGAUUGGCAAACAUAUUGCAAAUUGAGAAAUCAUGUGACUAAACUGAAUAAAAAGAAGAAGAAACUACACUAUGAAACAAAGAUAAAUGACAUAAAGAAUGAUAGUAAAAAGCAUUCGAGCACCAUAAAUGACAUUUUGGGGAAAAAAGGCAAACUCAGCUCCAUCAUUCAUUGAAUCAGAUGGCUCAUUCAUCACAAAACCAACUGAUAUUGCCAACUACUUUAAUUAUGUUUUCAUUGGCAAGAUUAGCAAACUUAGGCAUGACAUGCCAGCAACAAUUGCUUACACUACACAUCGAAGUAUAUCUGACCAAAUUAUGAAAGACAAGCAUUGUAAUUUUGAAUUCCGUAAAGUGAGUGUGGAAGAGGUGAAAAAAUGUAUUGUUGUCUAUCAACAAUGACAACCCACCGGGGUCUGACAACUUGGAUGGAAAAUUACUGAUGAUAAUAGCGGACGAUAUUGCCACUACUAUUUGCCAUAUUUUCAAUUUAAGCCUAAUAGAAUGUGUGUGCCCCCAGGCUUGGAGGGAAGCAAAAGUCUUUCCGCUACCUAAGAAUAGUAAAGCCCCCUUUACUGGCUCAAUUAGCUGACCAAUUAGCCUGUUACCAACCCUUAGUAAACUAUUGGAAAAAAUUGUGUUUGACCAGAUACAAUGCUAUUUUACAGUAAACAAAUUUACAACAAACUUUCAGCAUGCUUAUAGAGAAGGACAUUCAACAAGCACAGCACUAACACAAAUGACUGAUGAUUGACUGAGAGAAAUUGAUAAUAAAAAGAUUGUGGGGGCUGUUUUGUUAGACUUCAGUGUGGCUUUUGACAUUAUCGAUCAUAGUCUGCUGCUGGAAAAACGUAUGUGUUAUGGCUUUACUCCACCUGCUAUAUUGUGGAUACAGAGUUACCUGUCUAACAGAACACAGAGGGUGUUCUUUAAUGGAAGCCUCUCCAACAUCAUCCAGGUAGAAUCAGGAAUUCCCCAGGGCAGCUGUCUAGGCCCAUUACUUUUUUCAAUCUUUACUAAUGACAUGCCACUGGCUUUGAGUAAAGCCAGAGUGUCUAUGUAUGCGGAUGAGUCAACACUAUACAUGUCAGCAACUACAGCAACUGAAAUGACUGCAACACUUAACAAAGAGUUGCAGUUAGUUUCAGAGUGGGUGGCAAGGAAUAAGUUAGUCCUAAAUAUUUCUAAAACUAUAAAAGCAUUGUAUUUGGGACAAAUCAUUAACUAAACCCUAAACCUCAACUAAAUCUUGUAAUAAAUAAUGUGGAAAUUGAGCAAGUUGAGGUGACUAAACUGCUUGGAGUAACCUUGGAUUGUAAACUGUCAUGGUCAAAUCAUAUUGAUACAACAGUAGCUAAGAUGGGGUGAAGUAUGUCCAUAAUAAAGCACUGCUCUACCUUCUUAACAGCACUAUCAACAAGGCAGCUCCUACAGGCCCUAGUUUUGUCAAACCUGGACUACUGUUCAGUCGUGUGGCCAGGUGCCACAGAAAAGGACUUAGGAAAAUUGCAAUUGGCUCAAAACAGGGCAGCACGGCUGGCCCUUGGAUGUACACAGAGAGCUAAUAUUAAUAAUAUUCAUGUUAAUCUCUCCUGGCUCAAAGUGGAGGAGAGAUUGACUUCAUCACUACUUGUAUUUAUGAGAGGUAUUGACAUGUUGAAUGAACCAAGCUGUCUGUUUGAACUACUGGCGCACAGCUCGGUCACCCAUGCAUGCCCCACAAGACAUACCACCAGAGGUCUCUUCACAGUCCCCAAGUCCAGAACAGACUAUGGGAGGCGCACAGUACUACAUAGAGCCAUGACUACAUGGAACUCUAUUCCACAUCAGGUAACUGAUGCAAGUAGUAAAAUUAGAUUUAAAAAAAAAAAAACAGAUUAAAAAACACCUUAUGGAACAGCGGGACUGUGAAGCAACACAAACAUAGGUGCAGACACAUGCAUACACACGAUAACAUACGCACUAUACACACACGUACACAUGGAUUUUUGUACUGUAGAUAUGUGGUAGUGGUGUAGUAGGGGCCUGAGGGCACACAGUGUGUUGUGAAAUCUGUGAAUGUAUUGUCAUGUUUUUAAAAGGCAGCAGCUAAUGUGGAUCCGUAAUAAAUACAAAUACAUUGAGUUUGGCUCAUGAGCCAUCGGCCAUGGUUCCUCUUUCACCAUUAGGACUGAAUGGAAUAAUGCAGUCAUGUCGAAUACCAGCUAUUAAUCUAUCUUUAACACCUUUCUCUCCCCUGUUUGUUGUCCACCUCUUUCUCUCCCUUCAUAUCUCUCUCCUUCUCAGUGUUGGGAAGACCUCCCUGAUGAACCAGUAUGUGAAUAGGAAGUUCAGUAACCAGUACAAAGCCACAAUAGGAGCUGAUUUCCUGACCAAGGAGGUGAUGGUGGACGAUCGGCUCGUCACAAUGCAGGUACAGCAACAUGGCCACAGCAACACCAUCACAGCAACAAUAUCCAAUAAUAAAGAUGGUGCCGAUAGACAUGGCCACCUUGUUUCAGGCUGCUAAGCAACUUUGCAGUACUUUAAAAAAAAAUUAUGUUCUUUCUCACGUUAUUAGCCCAAAACGUUCUUUGCAUUAUUACAUACAGCUGGAAAUAACUUUUGGAUAUCAGAGAGGCAGUAACUCACCAGCAUUUCGACUUUCCUGAAUUGGAUCCUUUGUUCGUACCUUCCAAGGGGAUGUUGUACCCAUUGUGACGAUUAAAACCUAUCCAAACCAAAAACCGUGGAUAGAUGGCAGCAUUCUCGAUAACUGAAAGCGCAAACGCAUUUAACUACGGCAAGGUGACUGGGAAUAUGAUCGAAUACAAACAGUCCAGUUAUGCCCUCUGUAAGGCAAUCAAACAGGCAAAACGUCAGUACAGAAAGAAAGUGGAGUAUAAGUUCAACAGCUCAGACACGAGACAUACAGUGCCUUGCAAAAGUAUUCAUCCCCCUUGGCGUUUUUCCUAUUUUCUUGCAUUACAACCUGUAAUUUAAAUUGAUUUUUAUUUGGAUUUCAUGUAAUGGACAUACACAAAAUAGUCCAAAUUGGUGAAGUGAAAUUUAAAAAAUAACUUGUUUCAAAAAAUUCUAACCAAUAAAUAACGGAAAAGUGGUGCGUGCAUAUGUAUUCACCCCCUUUGCUAUGAAGCCCCUAAAUAAGAUCUGGUGCAACCAAUUACCUUCAGAAGUCACAUAAUUAGUUAAAUAAAGUCCACCUGUGUGCAAUCUAAGUGUCACAUGAUCUCAGUAUAUAUACACCUGUUCUGAAAGGCCCCAGAGUCUGCAACACCACUAAGCAAGGGGCACCACCAAGCAAGCGGCACCAUGAAGACUAAGGAGCUCUCCAAACAGGUCAGGGACAAAGUUGUGGAGAAGUACAGAUCAGGGUUGGGUUAUAAAAAAAUAUCUGAAACUUUGAACAUCUCACGGAGCACCAUUAAAUUAUUAUUAAAAAAUUGAAAUAAUACGGCACCACAACAAACCUGCCAAGAGAGGGCCACCCACCAAAACUCACGGACCAGGCAAGGAGGGUAUUAAUCAGAGAGGCAACAAAGAGACCAAAGAUAACCGUGAAGGAGCUGCAAAGCUCCACAGCGGAGAUUGGAGUGUCUGUCCAUAGGACCACUUUAAGCUGUACACUCCACAGAGCUGGGCUUUACGGAAGAGUGGCCAGAAAAAAGCCUUUGCUUUAAGAAAAAAAUAAGCGAACACUUUUGGUGUUCACCAAAAGGCAUAUGGGAGACUCCCCAAACAUAUGAAAGAAGGUACUCUGGUCAGAUGAGACUAAAAUUGAGGAAUCAAGGAAAACGCUAUGUCUGGCGUAAACCCAAAACCUCUCAUCACACCGAGAACACCAUCCCCACAGUGAAGCAUGGUGGUGGCAGCAUCAUGCUGUGGGGAUGUUUUUCAUUGGCAGGGACUGGGAAACUGGUCAGAAUUGAAGGAAUGAUUGAUGGCGCUAAAUACAGGGAAAUGCUAAAUACAGAGGUUCACCUUCCAGCAGGACAAUGACCCUAAGCAUAAUGCUAAAGCAACACUUGAGUGGUUUAAGGGGAAACAUUUAAAUGUCUUGGGUGGCCUAGUCAAAGCCCAGACCUCAAUCCAAUUGAGAAUCUGUGGUAUGACUUAAAGAUUGCUGUACACCAGCGGAACCCAUCCAACUUGAAGGAGCUGGAGCAGUUUUGCCUUGAUGAAUGGGCAAAAAUCCCAGUGGCUAGAUAUGCCAAGCUUAUAGAGACAUACCCCAAGAGACUUGCAGCUGUAAUUGCUGCAAAAGGUGGCUCUACAAAGUAUUGACUUUUGGGGGCGUGAAUAGUUGUGCACGCUCAAGUUCUGUUUUUUUGUCUUAUUUCUUGUUUGUUUCACAAUAAAAAAUAUUUUGCAUCUUCAAAGUGGUAGGCAUGUUGUGUAAAUCAAACCAUAAUACAUACAAACCAAAAAUCAAUUUUAAUUCCAGGUUGUAAGGCAACAAAAUAGGAAAAAUGCCAAGGGGGGUGAAUACUUUCGCAAGCCACUGUAUGUGGCAGAGACCCCAGACAAUCACAGAUUAUAAAGGGAAAACCAGCCACGUCGCGGACACCGACAUAAUGCUCCCGGACAAGCUAGCCUUCUUCGCCCGCUUUGAGGAUAACACAGUGCCGCCGACAUGGGCCGCUACCAAGGACUGUGAGCUCUCGUUCUCCGUGGCCGACGUGAGUAAGACAUUUAAGCGUGUUCACCCUUGCAAGGCUGCCGGCCCAGGCGUCCUCAGAGCAUGCACAGACCAGCUGGCUGGAGUGUUUACGGACAUAUUCAAUCUCUCCCUAUCUCAGUCCCCACUUGCUUCAAGAUGUCCACCAUUGUUCCUGUACCCAAUAAAGUGAAGGUAACUGAAUUAAAUGACUAUCGCCCGCUAGCACUCACUUCAAAGCACUGUCAUCAUGAAGUGCUUUGAGAGGCUAGUUAAGGAGCAUAUCACCUCCACCUUACCCGAUACCCUAGACCCACUGCAAUUUGCAUACCGCCCCAAUAUAUCCACGGAUGAUGCAAUCGCCGUCGUACUGCACACUGGCCUAUCCCAUCUGGACAAGAGGAAUACAUAUGUAAGAAUGCUGUUCAUUAACUACAGCUCAGCCUUCAACACCGUAGUACCCUCCAAGCUCAUCAUUAAGUUGAGGGCCCUGGGUCUGAACCCAGUCCUGUGUAACUGGGUCCUGGACUUCCUGACUGGCCGCCCCCAGGUGGUGAAGGUAGGCAACAACACCUCCACUACGCUGAACACUGGGACCCCAUAAGGGUGCGUGCUCAGCCCCCUCCUGUACUCCUGGUUUACCCAUGACUGCAUGGCCACGCACGCCUCCAACUCAAUCAUCAAGUUUGCAGACGAUACCACAGUGGUAGGCCUGAUUUACCAACAAUGACGAGACAGCCUACAGGGAGGAGGUCAGGGCCCUGGCGAAGUGGUGCCAGGAAAACAACCUCUCUCUCAACAUCAACAAAACGAAGGAGCUGAUACCGGACUUCAGGAGACAGCAGAGGGAGCACACCCCCAUCCACAUCGACAUGGCCGCAGUGGAGAAGGUGAAAAGCUUAAAGUUCCUCAGGCUCCUCUUCAACCUCAGGAGGCUGAAUAAAUGUGGCUUGGUCCCUAACACCCUCACCAACUUUUACAUAUGCACCAUUAAGAGCAUCCUGUAAGGCUGUAUCACCGCCUGGUACGGCAACUUCACCGUCCGCAACCGCAGGGCUCUACAGAGGGUGGUACGGUCAGCCCAACGCAUCACUGAGAGCACACUGCCUGCCCUUCAGGACAACUAAAUCACCCGGUGUCACAGGAAGGCCAAGAAGAUCAUCAAGGACCUCAGCCACCCGAGCCACGGCCUAUUCGCCCCGCUAUCAUCCAGAAUGCGAGGUCAGUACAGGUGCAUCAAAGCUGGGACCGAGGGACUGAAAAACAGCUUCUAUCUCAAGGCCAUCAGACUGUUAAAUAGCCAUCACUAGCGGGCCUCCACCCAGUACCCUGGCCUGAACUUAGUCGCUGUCACUAGCCGGCUACCACCCGGUUACUCAUCCCUGCACCAUAGAGGCUGCUGCCCUAUGUACAUAGACAUGGAACACUGGUCACUUUAAUAAUGUUUACAAAGUGUUUUACCCAUUUCAUAUGUAUAUACUGUAUUCUAGUCAAGGCCAUCCUAUUCAACUAUUGCUGUACAUACAUUGCAUUCGGAAAGUAUUCAGACCCCUUGACUUUUUACAUAUUGUGAUACGUUAAGUCUUAUUCUAAAAUUGAUUAAUUGUUUCUUUCCCCCUCAUCAAUCUACACACUACCACAUAAUGAUAAAGCAAAAACAGGUUGUUAGAAAUGUUUACACGUAUAAAAAAAAUAAUAAUAUAUGAUCACAUUUACAUAAGUAUUCAGACCCUUUACUCAGUACUUUGUUGAAGCACCUUUGGCAGCGAUUAUAGUCUCAAGUCUUCUUGGGUAUGAUGCUACAAGCUUGGCCACCUGUAUUUGGGGAGUUUCUCCCAUUCUUCUCUGCAGAUCCUCUCAAGCUCUGUCAGGUUGGAUGGGGAUCGUCGCUGCACAGUUAUUUUCAGGUCUCUUCAGAGAUGUUCGUUCAGGUUCAAGUCCGGGCUCUGGCUGGGCCACUCAAAGACAUUCAGAGACUUGUAAUGAAGCCACUCCUGCGUUGUCUUGGCUGUGUGCUUAGGGUUGUUGUCCUGUUGGAAGGUGAACAUUUGCCCCAGUCUGAGGUCCUGAGUGCUCUGGAGCAGGUUUUCAUUAAGGUUCUCUCUGUACUUUGCUCCGUUCAUCUUUCUCUCGAUCCUGACUAGUCUCCCAGUCCCUGCCACUGAAAAACAUGAUGCUGCCACCACCAUGCUUCACCGUAGGGAUGGUGCCAGGUUUCCUCCAGAUAUGACGCUUGUCAUUCAGACCAAAGAGUUCAAUCUUUGUUUCAUCAGACCAGAGAAUCCUAAAAAACAGUAUAUCAUUGGAGCACAUUUUUUAUUUAUACAUCACCUUUAUUUUUACAGGGAGUAAUGUUGAGACCAAGGUCUCUUUACAAAUGAGCCCUGUAAUUACAAAGAUACACACAAUUUUCAGGCUGAGAAAAGCCUUUGAAGACUGGGGAAGUGAUAUGAUGUGGCUACAUCAGUAGUGCCAAACAGGUACACUGCUGAAUUGACAAUAUGAUAAUAGAUUUUAAGGAAGUCUGAAGUAUGGUCUAUGAUUUACAUACAUUUUAGUCAUUUAGCAGACGCUAUUAUCCAGAGCAAUUACAGGAGCAAUUAGGGUUAAAUGCCUUGCUCAAUGGCACAUCGACAUAUUUUUCACAUAGUCAGCUCGGGGAUUCGAACCAGCGACCUUUCGUUUACUGGCCCAACACUCUUAACCUUUAGGCUACAUACUAAGGAAAGGCAAACAACUUGUCAUACCAAUGGGUGAUCAGCAUGAAUUGAUCAACAGUUAAUUAUAAAGUACUCUUUUGGUAGCACUGAUGCAAACUUCAAGUGGCAACCAGACAAGUCUGAUUACAUGACACUGUGAGUGUGAUUAGUUUAAGAUCUUAAUUCAGAAGAAAACAUGUUGCCCAACAAUAGUUAAUCCUCUUGUCUUCUGUCACGGUUUCCCUCCCUCCUUUCUUCCCUCCGUCGCUCCCUCGACCUGUCCUCAUGGUCAGAUCUGGGACACGGCAGGGCAGGAGAGGUUCCAGUCUCUGGGUGUUGCGUUCUACCGCGGGGCAGACUGCUGUGUGCUGGUGUUUGAUGUGACUGCCCCCAACACCUUCAAAACUCUAGACAGCUGGAGGGACGAGUUCCUCAUCCAGGCCAGCCCCAGAGACCCCGAGAACUUCCCCUUUGUGGUGCUAGGCAACAAGAUCGACCUGGAGAACAGACAGGUGGGUGACAGAUGACUAUAGACGUUACCACAUCUAAUGUUAGUUACUGGACCUAAUGCUACUUGGUUAAAGAUGGUAAUGUUACCACUUCUAGUACUACAGUCACUGGCCCUAAUGCUACUGUUGCUAAUGUCAUCUCCAAUGGAGUUUCCAUACAUAUGAUUCAAAGUUUCUCAGUAGCAGGGUAUGCUCUAAUGUAAACUCAGCAAAAAAAGAAACGUCCUUUCACUGUCAACUGCGUUUAUUUUCAGCAAACUUAACAUGUGUAAAUAUUUGUAUGAACAUAACAAGAUUCAACAACUGAGACAUAAACUGAACAAGUACCACAGACAUGUGACUAACAGAAAUUGAAUAAUGUGUCCCGGAAUAAAGGGGGGUCAAAAUCAAAAGUAACAGUCAGUAUCUGGUGUGGCCACCAGCUGCAUUAAGUACUGCAGUGCAUCUCCUCCUCAUGGACUGCACCAGAUUUGCCAGUUCUUGCUGUGAGAUGUUACCCCACUCUUCCACCAAGACACCUGCAAGUUCCCGGACAUUUCUGGGGGGAAUGGCCCUAGCCCACACCCUCCGAUCCAACAGGUCCCAGACGUGCUCAAUGGGAUUGAGAUCCGGGGUCUUCGCUGGCCAUGGCAGAACACUUGACAUUCCUGUCUUGCAGGAAAUCACGCACAGAACGACCAGUAUGGCUGGUGGCAUUGUCAUGCUGGAGGGUCAUGUCAGGAUGAGCCUGCAGGAAGGGUAACACAUGAGGGAGGAGGAUGUCUUCCCUGUAACGCACAGUGUUGAGAUUGCCUGCAAUGAUAACAAGCUCAGUCCAAUGAUGCUGUGACACACCGCCCCAGACCAUGACAGACCCUCCACCUCCAAAUUGAUCCCGCUCCAGAGUACAGGCCUCGGUGUAACACUCAUUCCUUCAACGAUAAACGCGAAUCCGACCAUCACCCCUGGUGAGACAAAACCGCGACUCGUCAGUGAAGAGCACUUUUUGCCAGUCCUGUCUGGUCCAGCGACGGUGGGUUUGUGCCCAUAGGCAACAAUGAUGUCUGGUGAGGACCUGCUUUACAACAGGCCUACAAGCCCUCAGUCCAGCCUCUCUGUCUAUUGCGGACAGUCUGAGCACUGAUGGAGGGAUUGUGCAUUCCUGGUGUAACUCGGGCAGUUGUUGUUGCCAUCCUGUACCUGUCCCGCAGGUGUGAUGUUUGGAUGUACCGAUCCUGUGCAGGUGUUGUUACACGUGGUCUGCCACUGCGAGGACGAUCAGCUGUCCGUCCUGUCUCCCUGUAGCGCUGUCUUAGGCGUCUCAUAGUACGGACAUUGCAAUUUAUUGCCCUGGCCACAUCUGCAGUCCUCAUGCCUCCUUGCAGCAUGCCUAAGGCACAUUCACGCAGAUGAGCAGGGACCCUUGGUGUUUUUCAGAGUCAGUAGAAAGGCCUCUUUAGUGUCCUAAGUUUUCAUAACUGUGACCUUAAUUGCCUACCGUCUGUAAGUUGUUAGUGUCUUAACGACCAUUCCACAGGUACAUGUUCAUUAAUUGUUUAUGGUUUAUUGAACAAGCAUGGGAAACAGUGUUUAAACCCUUUACAAUGAAGAUCUGUGAAGUUAUUUGGAUUUUUACUAAUUAUCUUUGAAAGACAGGGUCCUGAAAAAGGGACGUUUCUUUUUUUGCUGAGUUUAUGUGUUUCACCAAUAUUGGGGUCUCAUAGAUCUCAUCUGAUGUUUGUGAAUGUCUUUCCAUCCACACCCAGGUGACGACCAAGCGGGCUCAGGCAUGGUGUCAGAGUAAGAACAACAUCCCCUACUUUGAGACCAGUGCCAAGGAGGCCAUCAACGUAGAGCAGGCCUUCCAGACCAUCGCACGCAACGCCCUAAAACAGGUGGGUGGGGCCAGGAUCAUCAUGGCAGCUCACAGGAGGGAAUUGGGGGUUUUGUUGAAAGAAAUACAUUUUAUUUUUGUGUCAAAUCGUCAGUUGACAACCCAUCCCUUAUGGGAUUAGUUGACACAUAAACAAACAUGACAAUAAUUAACUGUGAUAAUUCAGUGUGCAUCGCAUAAAGAGUAAAAAUAUAUAUCAAUACAUAAUAGUAAAUAAGGUCAUCCAAACAAUAAUUAUAUCCCUAGAGCAGCAAAAAUAUAUAUAUACAUAUACAGAUAAAUACAGGAAAAUGAAAUCGAAGGCAUUUGAACACAGUCUGGCACAAAGAGAAGAUUAAAGUGGGAGACAGGCCUUGUUUUUGUUGACUGUUCUUUCAGAGGACUACUUAGAUUCCAGUUUCUCCCUCUCUCUUUUAUUUUAAUCAGGAGACGGAGGUGGAGCUGUAUAAUGAAUUCCCGGAACCCAUCAAGCUGGACAGGAAUGACAGAGCAAAGCCUUCAGCAGAGGCCUGCAGCUGCUGAGGGGCAACAUGGACUAUCUUCUGUCUGGCUUUCAGGAACAACCCUCUUCUCUCUCGACACCUGCUCCCCCCUAGGGAAAGGACUGCCCCUCUGGUUUCUGCAUGCACCCAUAUCACAUCCCCCUCCCAGCCAGAAUCCCACCGAGUUUCCAGUUACUUACACGUACUGCACAUGAUGGGUGUAUACAUACACCUCCAACACACAUUCAUUCACUCCCACACAUACACAUCUUGAUGAAUCCAAUGCCCAAAGAUCACGUGAGAGAAGAAUUGGUACACCCCUGUAGACUCCACUAUGCCUGCCCGUUCCUGAAUCCAUAUCAUGAGUGAACCCACAACCUGGCCCACCCUGUCUGACUGUGUCCCCUCUCUGUCUCACAUUUGGGGGGCAGAUGGAGCCAUGUCCUAAGAGUGCAGUGGAGAACUCUAAAGUGAUGGCUGAAGCUUUUUGACAUGAGAUUAUGAUGAUAUCUUUGUGUCAUUGUCCUGAGACAUCUAAUCCUCUGUAUUUUCUGUUCUUCUGAAAUAUGUUUUGUUUUGACUUGAAGUUCUAUAUUGCCUACCUUACUGUUGACAAAUAAUCAGCUGUACUAUAAUUUUUUGUUCGUAUUGGCUGUCGAUGUUAAGUCUUAAGCCAAUCGGAAGCUUAUACUUGUUUUUGCACUUUGUUGUUUUACUGAUAUUUUUUUGUUAUAAACUCUUAUUUGGGCAAGACUGACGACAAGCCACGAACAACACUGCUCCCAUCAUCCUUCCCCGGGAAGCCUGUUGAUGCUAUAAAAAAAAUGCACAGGAGGCUGUCAACGCCCUUUUGUAGGGAGUGCGCAUUGGUUGGUUUAGUAGCCUCACGUUGCAGGGGAAAUAUUCAUAAGUAGGCAAUGACGAGAAAAGCUGACGACACAAAUACAAUGAAAGACAUGGAGAAAGUACUUAUUAAGAGAUUAAUACUAUUUGCUACUUAAUAAUACUAGAGCUACUGCUACUACUGUUCUAUAUGUCAUUUCCAUUGUCAGCCAACUUGUUUCAACACUAGAAUUACAGCUCUGUCCCUAUUUACAUCUGUCAACUGUUAUGUCUGUAUUGUCUCUACUGUAUCUCUCUCUCUGCUGGUAGCUCAGGUUGGCAAGAGUUUGUUAAUAAGUGCUUAAUAUUACUUUUUAACAGAUUGUGUACUACUAUUGCGUGUGGAUAUAACAGGAACAGUCGGAAAAAGAUGAGAGAUGAAACAAUUAGAUGUUAUUUCUAUCAAUCACAAAGAAACAGUCCAAGGAUUUGCCCUGGUAUUACUCCUCUUAAUGAAAUAAUCAGUGCUAUGCCAAUUCAGUUGUUGAGUAUUGGGAUUUCAAAAGUAAUGCUAAUAAAAAAUUAUUCAAUAUAAACA